Molecule: messenger RNA, 579 nt
Organism: Belonocnema kinseyi
Lineage: Eukaryota; Metazoa; Arthropoda; Insecta; Hymenoptera; Cynipidae
Exons: 1
Coding region: 1-579 (192 amino acids)
Molecular function (GO): nucleic acid binding
Source: RefSeq, a predicted model, not a curated record
AUGGUAGAACGAUGGAAUAGAUCUCUUAAAGCCGAACUAAUGUGUCACGUAGAUAGAGAUUGGGCUAAGUCACUCCCAACAGUGUUACUAGGACUACGAACGAACGUAAUCGACGUCGGUGCGUCACCAGCGGAAUUUCUGUACGGAACAGUGUUGAGAAUUCCCGGGGAAUUUGUUCUGUCCAAAGAAUUUAGCAUAGACCCACAAUUGUUCCUGGAAGACUUCCGUGAGUAUAUGCGAAAGUUCAAGCCGAUACCGGUCGAGCAUAAGCACAAGAAGAAACCGUUUCUAUUUAAAGAUCUAAAAACGUGUACACACGUAUUUCUUCACGAUUUCGCACGAAAGGCCCUGGAGUGGCCUUACUUAGGUCCCUACAGGAUUAUAAAUCGCUCAAGCGAAAAGGUUUACGAAAUUGAAGUCGACGUUAAGCCUCGUCAAGUAUCAAUUGAUAAUUUAAAGCCGGCACACUUCGUCCGCGGCGAUACUGGGCCACAAGGCGAAAACCUUUCAUCCGAGGGGCCAGCGGGCACCGUCGUACCAAAUGUCAAAACUUGUUCGAAUAAAAAGAACGUAACGUAA